AUGCAUGUUGUGUUCCUCCUCGCCAUCGCCCCGCUGCUCCAUGCAGCUCGUAUUGACUUCAAGGAUGCCGCCGCUUCGCCCGAAACCGCAGCUGAGGACCUGAUGGGAGGAAAUGCAAAAUUGCAGCGGCUGAGGGCAUUCAACGCGACUGGUUUUCGCAUGCUCCGAGAGGGUGCCGACCUUCCACUGGUGGCAACGAGUUUCGCCGAGACGGACACUGCCAAAGAUUUGCCGUUGGAGUGGAGAUCACAACUGAAGAUCGUAAGCAAGCUCGGAGAGGGCUCGUUUGGAACAGUCUACAAGUGCCAAGUCCUGUGUGCCAGCACACCGUCAUACGUAACAGUGAAGUUCAUAGAAGGAAAAUCCUCCAUGGUGAAGAGGGAGAUCAAGCUGCUAAAAAAGAUGAGCGGAGUUUCAGAUUUCUGUGUUUCAGCGAUUGGCUCGCCCUCUUCCAUUGACACGGAGACCGGCUACUGGAUCAUGAUGCCCCUCAUGAACAGCGGCGAGCUUCAAGACUUGCUCCUGCGGUGCGAGGCAAGCACCUGCAGGAACUGCAGCAGUACCAGGAACUGCUGGUCCAAGCUCAAGGCUCCUUACACGACUCCCUACAUGCUCGCGCUCUUUCUCGACGUCGUCAAGGGCGUGAGGGCGUUUCAUGAACAGACGGGCUAUCUUCACGCGGACUUGAAGCCCGAGAAUGUGAUGAUCAACUGUGAGGCUGACAGCUGCUUCGCGGCGGUCAUCGACUUGGGUCUGGCUUGCGAUCCCAGAAAGCCUCGCCAAUGCGGCCGCCGCGGCACUCCCGGGUAUGUUGCCCCUGAGGUGUGGAAUGACGAUUCGCGUGGUGCACGGUUGCCCUCGCGUGAUGUUUGGGCAUUGGGCGCCAUCUUGUAUGAGGUGGUUUACUCACACCUCCCUCCAUUCUACGCAGAUCGCAAUGGCAGCAAGGCGACAGCGUACAACCCACAUGAUGAUCCGAACAUUCCAAAGCCUCCCAAAGCCAUCGACGAGUUGGUCAUUCAUAUGCUGGAGCCCGAUUUUGAGCAGCGCCCGAACAUGAGCGUGAUAGAGUCGAGCCUGCAGGCCGUCAUUGAGUCGACGAGCGACUGGCGUGCCCGGAACAUGGUUGCCGAGUCAUCGUCCGAGCGGGGAGCAACUGCCCCGAUCCCGAGCUGCCUCUCAGAGUCUCAUGCUGACCCGUGA
Molecule: messenger RNA, 1203 nt
Organism: Symbiodinium natans
Lineage: Eukaryota; Dinophyceae; Suessiales; Symbiodiniaceae
Source: the annotation of a GenBank genome assembly